AUGACCUUCAAGGCGACCUCUGGGACCACAGGUCUCUUCGUUGCCGCUGCAGCUCUCCGUCUGCUUCUCUUUACGGCCUUCCCUGCUCUGCCAGAUCUACUUACCGGUCGUGUCGAGAUAUCCACCCCUGUGAAUAGCUUCAAGAGAUUACAAGAGGGUCUUUUUCUGUACAACCACAAUGUCUCGCCAUACGACGGCGGUGUCUACCACCAGGCACCAUUACUUCUGCCCCUCUUCUCCCUCCUGCCCGACACGACUGCCUACCCGAUCUUUACGUAUCUGUUAUACAUCAUAGUCGACCUUCUGAGCGCCAACGCUCUGUACAACAUAGCCGAAUCCGGAGAGGCUGGCGCGUCAAGGCUUUUCAAGUCGCCGCGCAGGGACAAGGCAUGGAGUGGCUACGUCGUUGCCGCCCUCUUCCUGCUCAACCCCUUUACCAUAGCCACCUGCCUUGCACGCCCGACAACCGUCUUUACCACGUGCGCCAUCCUUCAUGCCAUCUCCCAGGCAAUCUCCGGCCAGAUAUUCACCUCGAUGCUCUCGCUGUCCUUCGCCGCCUAUCUUUCCAUGUACCCAGUUCUCCUACUUCCGCCCCUGGUACUCCUCGCGUAUGAUCGGACAUACAAAUCGAACGGCCAGUCGCUCCUACAGUUCUCCACUGUCAAUGCCCUUGCCGUCACCUUGAGCCUAGCUGUGCUGUUCCUCUCAUCAUUUGCGCUGACGGGAUCGUGGGAGUUUCUCUACUCAACCUAUGGCAUUCAGCUGACCCUGACUGACUUGACUCCCAACGUCGGCCUAUGGUGGUACUUCUUCGUUGAGAUGUUUGACAGCUUCCGGUCCUUCUUCCUCGGCGUCUUUUGGCUGCACCUCUCAUCGUACACGCCCGCCUUGUCUAUUCGUAUUAGACAUCAGCCCCUGGUAGUCCUUACACUCCUCACUGGUAUCUUCGGCAUAUUCAAGCCCUACCCUAGUAUUGCCGACACAUCGCUGUUCCUGGCCUUGGUCUCGUGCUUCCGGCACGUGUUUCAACUACUUCGAUACAGCUUUCUGACAGGGUCCGUGGUACUAUACUCUACAUUCCUUGGCCCGGCUUUCUAUCACCUCUGGAUCUAUGCUGGAAGCGGAAAUGCCAACUUCUUUUAUGCCAUCACCUUGGUGUGGAGUUUGGGGCAAAGUCUUCUCGUGAGCGAUCUUGCAUUUGCAGCUCUUAGAGAUGAAUGGGAAGUCGAACGACCCGAAAUGAAGGGCAAAGAGAUCAGGCAAAUAUAG
Truncatella angustata is the source of this 1269-nucleotide messenger RNA. Its product is annotated as GPI transamidase-like protein component PIG-U. Gene Ontology annotation, biological process: protein localization to cell surface; attachment of GPI anchor to protein. Gene Ontology annotation, cellular component: GPI-anchor transamidase complex; membrane. Lineage: Eukaryota; Fungi; Ascomycota; Sordariomycetes; Amphisphaeriales; Sporocadaceae. The transcript has 2 exons. The record is from RefSeq and is a predicted model, not a curated record. Bases 1 to 1269 code for a protein of 422 amino acids.